This is a messenger RNA of Nematocida minor, 630 nucleotides long. RefSeq lists its product as uncharacterized. The transcript has a single exon. The record is from RefSeq and is a predicted model, not a curated record. NCBI's taxonomy places the organism in Eukaryota, Fungi, Microsporidia. The coding region runs from base 1 to 630 and encodes 209 amino acids.
AUGGAGAUAGCCUUCCACAGUAACAAGUGUGCUCUAAAAGAUUCUCUCCGUCUUAUAAAGAUAGGAAAGAGCCCGUGCUGGAAAAGAAAAUCAAAACUUCUAUCGUACUCAGAAGGGCUAAUCAGCAGUAACAAGAACAUUAUAUCGCUGCAUGCAGGAAUCUCAGAGCAUGAAAAGAAUGAAUUUACAAAACUAGAAGAGCAGUUCAUCAAUCUAUCAAAUACUACAGUAAGCAGCAAAGGAGAAUGUGCCGUCUGCAGAAGAGACUGUCUAGAAGACCUCUCCAAUGAGCAAAGAAUAGAAGACACAGCAGACGAAAGAAUAGUUGCAUACUACGACAGAGAACAAGAGAGUAGAACAAGCAAAAUAGAAGAAGUAACAGGACGGAUGGAAAGACUGAACACCAAGGCAGAGUACAUUGAGUCAAUAAUAAACAUGCACAAAGAAGAACUGGAUAAGCUGGCGUAUAACAACACAUCGUCACUAGAAUACUCUGAGUCGCACCUGUUGGAACUAGAUGGAAUCAUGCGAAGAAAAAGAAGAGCACUCUUUAUUAAGAAGUGGCUUAGCGGUUUGCUUGUUUUUUUCUGUUUUGUUUCCCUUCUUCUUCUCAAGCCGUUCAUUCCAUGA